This is a messenger RNA of Cavia porcellus (domestic guinea pig), 3418 nucleotides long. It is a transcript of the gene Tlr2, whose product is annotated as toll like receptor 2. The transcript is spliced from 2 exons. Gene Ontology annotation, molecular function: protein binding; triacyl lipopeptide binding; transmembrane signaling receptor activity. Gene Ontology annotation, cellular component: plasma membrane. NCBI's taxonomy places the organism in Eukaryota, Metazoa, Chordata, Mammalia, Rodentia, Caviidae. The coding region runs from base 154 to 2502 and encodes 782 amino acids. The record is from RefSeq and is a predicted model, not a curated record. Gene Ontology annotation, biological process: inflammatory response; immune response; toll-like receptor signaling pathway.
GGAUCUACACCCCACCUCACUCCUGCGCAGGGCCCGGCCUCCGUCCGGGGUGCCGGAGUUGGGGCGCUGCGUAGGAAACCGCUCUGUGCCUUCGAGCAGUGGCGACUCUGGAGUUCCCCUUGCAACUAAUUUGCCUUCGGUUGUGUCACUACAAUGUCACAUGCUUUGUGGAUAACGUGGCUCCUGGGGGUCAUGAUCAGCCCUUCCAAGGAAGGACCCCUGGCCCAGGCUCCUCUGUCUUGUGACCCAGCUGGGGUCUGUGAUGGCCGGUCCAGGUCUCUCAGCUCCAUUCCCUCAGGCCUGCCAGCAUCCGUGAAAAGGCUGGAUUUGUCCAACAAUAAGAUCACCGCCGUGGGCCACAGUGACCUGCAGAGCUGUGUGAACCUCAAGGCCCUGGUGCUGAGGUCCAGCGGCAUUCACACCAUCGAGGAAGAGGCCUUCCUCUCACUGGGAAGUCUCGAGUAUUUGGACUUAUCCGAAAACCGCUUGUCUAAUUUAUCCUCCUCUUGGUUCAGGCACCUUCCCACCUUGAAGUUCUUAAACCUCCUGGGAAAUUCUUACCAAACUCUUGGGGAAACCCCUCUUUUUUCUCACCUCACAAGUCUGCGGGUCUUGAGGAUUGGAAAUGACCACUUCACCAGGAUGCAGAAAACAGACUUUGCCGGACUCUCCUUUCUCGAUGAACUGCAGAUCGAGGCACCCAAUCUCCAGAAUUACAAGGCACAAAGCUUAAAGUCAAUUCAGCGCAUUGGUCACCUGGUCCUUCGCAUGCGGCGACACGAUUCACUGCUGGAGAUCUUUGCAGAUGUUCUGGGUUCCGUGGAGCACCUGGAACUGGGUGACACUAACUUGAAUACAUUCAGCUGCUCAGAACUGCCCAUUGGUGAUACAAAUCCACUGAUUACAAAGUUCACGUUCAGAAACGUGCACAUGACUGAUAAAAGUUUUAGGGACGUUUUGAAAUUUGCGAGUUAUGCUUCUGAAUUGUUAGAGUUAGAAUUUGAGGACUGUACUUAUAAUGGCAUUGGAGACUUUCAGGGCUCUGAGAUACAAGAAGCAUAUCCAAAAAAAGGAGAAACAUUAACAAUCCGGAGAGUGCAUAUUCCAAACUUCUACUUAUUUUAUGACCUUAGUAGCAUCUAUUCACUCAUGGGGAGAGUUAAACGAAUCACACUGGAAAACAGCAAGGUUUUUCUGGUUCCUUGUUUACUCUCACAGCAUUUGAAGUCAUUGGAGUACUUGGAUCUCAGUGAAAAUUUGAUGGUUGAGGAAAACUUGGGAAAUGCAGCCUGCGAGGGUGGCUGGCCAUCCUUACAAACCUUAAUCUUAAGGAAAAAUCAUUUUGUAGAAAUAGGAAAAGUUGGAGCGGUUUUGUUGACUCUGCACAACCUAACCAGGCUUGAUAUCAGUAGAAAUGGUUUUCAUUCUAUGCCUGAAAUUUGUCAGUGGCCAGAAAAGAUGAGGUACUUGAAUUUAUCCAGCACACAAAUAGACAAGUUAACCAACUGCAUUCCCCAGACACUGGAAAUUUUAGAUGUCAGCUAUAAUAAUCUCAAUUCACUUUCUUUGCCUUUGCCUCAACUGAAAGAACUUUAUAUUUCUGGAAACAAGUUGAAGACUCUCCCUGACGGCUCCAGGUUACCCACAUUGCAGGUUUUGAAGAUCAGCAGGAAUGUAAUAAGUGCUUUCUCCCAGGAGGAGCUCGACACCUUCCCCAGCCUGAAGACCUUGGAGGCGGGUGGCAACAAUUUCAUCUGCUCCUGCGACUUCGUGACUUUUGCGCAGGCGCAGCCAACGCUGGACCAGGUGCUGAGCGACUGGCCCGCGCGCUACCUGUGCGACUCGCCGGCCCACGUGCGGGGCCAGCGGGUGCAGGAUGCGCGGCUCUCGGUGGCCGAGUGCCACCGGGCCGCGCUGGUGUCUGUGGUGUGCUGCGCGCUCGUCCUGCUGCUGCUGCUCCUGGCGGUCCUGUGCCACCGCCUUCAUGGAUUGUGGUACCUGAGAAUGAUAUGGGCCUGGCUCCAUGCUAAAAGAAAACCCCGGCGGGCGCCCCGCGGUGACAUCUGCUACGACGCCUUCGUGUCCUACAGCGAGCGGGACUCGUACUGGGUGGAGGAGCUGCUGGUGCAGGAGCUGGAGCACGCCGAGCCCCCCUUCCGCUUGUGUCUGCACAAGCGCGACUUCGUCCCGGGCAAGUGGAUCAUCGACAACAUCAUCGACUGCAUCGAGAAGAGCCACAAGACAGUGUUUGUGCUCUCCGAGAACUUUGUCAAGAGCGAGUGGUGCAAGUACGAGCUGGACUUCUCGCACUUCCGCCUCUUCGACGAGAACAACGACGCCGCCAUCCUGGUGUUGCUGGAGCCCAUCGAGAAGAAGGCUAUCCCGCAGCGCUUCUGCAAGCUGCGCAAGGUCAUGAAUACCAGGACCUACCUGGAGUGGCCCGCCGAGGAGGCCCAGCGCCAGGGGUUUUGGGACAACCUGAGAGCGGCCAUCAAGGCCUAGGUUCCUGUUUUUUUUGUCUUUUUUCGUUUUUACCGGUACCGGGGAUUGAAAACUCACGACUGCCUGCUUGCAAGGCAGGCGCUUAUGCCACUGAGCUAAAUCCCCAGCCCCAAGGCCUAGGUUCUUGCAUGCGAGGCCCAAGAGCUACCACUAAUGCGGACUGCAUCCACUGUCGCUGAGUGCCCUGCGUACUAACACUGCAGUUUUCGUCCAGAGAAAUGUUUUUAUAAAACUGGGACCAGGUUUUUUAACAUGGCUUUGGUUUUUCUUUCAUCUAUGGGAUGCUCAUGCUCUAACCCGUCCCUGGUGGCUGAAGAACCUGUAGCUGUUGGUUUGGUUUGCCAGGAGAUGGCAUAAAGGGGCUGAAGGUUUCAAAUGCCCUGGAGUUCCUCGGCUUUCUGUGGACUCUUUGUCACCUCUUGCAGUUGCCCUGCAGAUGCGCAGGGCAGGCUCCCUGAGGGCACUUGGCCCCCACUGGCGGCUCUUCUUAGAGGAAGAGCAGUGUGUUCUCAGCAACGCGUUUCAGUGCAGAGCACAGAGUGGGUUUUCAGUGAACUGUCUUUCUGAGAAUUUGACAGAUUUGUCCGACCAUGGUUAUUUGAAAGACAGCGUGUACCACAAGAGACAGCAAACUUUGUCUAAACAUCUGAACAAAAUCAUUGAGAUAAAUAAAAGCUUUAUUUGGGAAGAAUUUGAAAGUAACCUCCUCCGUCCUGACUGGGGAUGGAGGAGGCUUCAGCCGCCAGCUGAUUUCUACUUAGUGUCUGGUUUCUCCUGCUGUCUUCCCUCACUCACAUCUCAUUACUUUUUCUUCUGUGAGAAGUCUAGUUUCUAAUAUUUUAAAAACCUUUCCCCUUUUCCCCCCUGAAAAUUAAAAAAAAGUAUAUGAGAGCUAAAUAGAUUUUUAAAAUAAUUA